Messenger RNA from Quercus lobata, 1053 nucleotides. RefSeq names its product toll/interleukin-1 receptor-like protein. The transcript has 3 exons. The record is from RefSeq and is a predicted model, not a curated record. The coding region runs from base 110 to 802 and encodes 230 amino acids. NCBI's taxonomy places the organism in Eukaryota, Viridiplantae, Streptophyta, Magnoliopsida, Fagales, Fagaceae. Gene Ontology annotation, biological process: signal transduction.
UUUCAUUCUUUUUGCUUUCUUAAACUCUUAAAACAUUUUCAAUUUUGUCACAUCUUUCUUUCUCCUCUUUUCUUUAGAUCUUCUCAACCGUCUAUAUAUCCAAAUCACAAUGGCUCUUCUAACUAAUAAACGAGCCUUCUUUUCAUCUUUCACCCAACGAUCUAAAUAUGAUGUGUUCUUGAGUUUCAGAGGAGAAGAUACCUGCAAUGGUUUUACUAGCAAUUUGAAUGGUUUUUUGAGUCUUAAAGGUAUUAACACCUUCAUGGAUGAUGAGCUCCAAAGAGGAGAGAAAAUUUCCACUGAACUUUUCGAAACUAUUGAAAGUUCAAAGAUUUCGAUAAUUGUAUUCUCUAAAAACUAUGCAACUUCCACUUGGUGUUUGGAUGAACUUGUCAAAAUUCUUGAGUGUAAAAAGAAAGGCCAAGUGGUGUUUCCAGUUUUUUACAAGGUGGAUCCAUCAGAAGUACGUAGCCAAAAGGGAAAGUUUGGAGAAGAAUUGGCAAAACAUGAAGAAAGUUUCAAGUAUGACACGAACAAGGUGCAAAGAUGGAGGGCUGCUCUAAAUGAAGCCGGCAAUUUAUCUGGUUGGCAUUACAAAAAUGACCUCCCUCAAUUUAUGUUUAUCCAAGAAAUUUUUGAAGGGAUCUCAAGUGCUAAAUUAAAUUGUUCACAAUUAUUUGUUGCUAAAUACCCAGUUGGAAUAGACUCUCGCGUAGAGGAAAUAAGUAGGUGCUUAGAUAUUGAGUCAAACGAUGUUCGCAUGUUAGUGAUCCAUGGUUUUCCUGGAAUUGGGAUUAGAUGAAAUUCGAGGCAUAAGAUUGUCCUUGCCACAACCAAGAAAGAUGCAAUUGAAUCUUGGAAAGAUGAAAAGUCUCAAAUAUUUAAUAAUUCACAAUGUAAUUUGUGAAGACCUUAAAUCUCUUCCCAAUGGGUUAAGGUUACUUGAUUGGAAUGAAUUUCCUUUAUUGUCCUUGCCGUCCACCUUUGAACCUACAAAACUCGUUGCACUUUACAUGCGAGGGAGCCAUAUUGAAUUGGACGAGCAUUUCGAGG